Phytomonas sp. Hart1 is the source of this 427-nucleotide messenger RNA. The record is from the annotation of a GenBank genome assembly. Lineage: Eukaryota; Euglenozoa; Kinetoplastea; Trypanosomatida; Trypanosomatidae.
GUAUUACACUAGUUUUUUGGUUUUGUGAAGUGAUUUCCUACUAAUCUAACCGAUGUUCCCUAUGAUGCAAGGACCACAGGCUCUGCCUGACCAAGUCGCAUACCCGAUGUUUUGGAGGAAUCUCACCCGCUUCUUGGCGGUGUCCACGGCCACCAUUGGCCUUUCCCUCGCUAUUCGCCACUGUGAGCAACACACACACACAAUGCUAAUAUCAAGUCUCUAAGGAGCACGUAAUUUCGGUUUAACUAGUAAAUAGAACCUAGUUAUGUUGCUUUAGAUUGUCGCCGUCCUGGCUCACUGUAUUUUCGAGACGCGUUUUCACCCUUUUGGUUCCUUGGAUCGCUUUCGUUAGUUCCUAAUCUCAAAUACCGGUAUGUCGCUGCCGUAAUAAACCGAUCGAGGAGUUUGCUGUAACAACUUGGUCUGU